AUGGCCACUCGCUUAGAUAGACUUUUCAUUCUUUUGGAGUCUGGUGGAAGUGCUGCAACACGGGAAGCUGCUGCACGGCAACUGGGGGAUGUGGUGAAAGCCCAUCCCCAAGAUCUUACUUUCCUGCUGUCUCGACUCUUCAAGUGUUGCCGAAACCAUAGUUGGGAAACACGGGUUGCUUGUGGACAAGCAGCAUCCCACAUUGGAUCCAAUGUACCCCAAUGGAAUCCAAUCCCUGUUCCUGGCAGUGGUGGUGCAGGCAACAAUGCAUCAGCAAUGCCCCAGUGGAUGAGCUUAAAAUCUUUUGACCCCAAAGUUGUACUUGAGAAGAAGAGAUUCCUAAUGGCAUCCAAGGGAUCUGAGUAUGCAGAAACGACUCAGUCAAGUGAGGCUCAAGAAAGAAUGAUGAGGAAAACCCUAGGCCUGGAGAUUGCUGACAAAAUAGGGGUAGAUACAUCACACAUUAUCUCAUCUGAAGACCUGAAGCAAGAGUAUGUCCCAGCUGAAGUGCAGUCAUUCAAUGGAGAUGUUGCAACAGAUCUUGGCCUCAAGAGACCAGCACAAGCAGAAGUGAAUGGGGAACCUCACCCAACAAAGCGAGUGAAGGUAGAAGGAGAUGAAGAACCACUUACUGCUGAAACUGGCCCAAAGUCGUGGCCUUUCCAAGCUUUUUGUGACACCCUUUCGUAUGAUUUAUUUUCACCUGUGUGGGAGGUGAGGCAUGGUGCUGCAACAGUAUUGAGAGAAGUUAUUAGAGUACAUGGUUCAGGUGCAGGGAAGGUCUUAGGAGCUUCAUGUGAAGAGAUGGCACAAGGACAUGACUCAUGGCUAGAAGACAUUGCUUUGAAACUCAUUUGUGUUCUUCUUCUUGAUAGAUUUGGAGACUUUGUUUCAGACCAGGUGGUUGCUCCAGUGAAAGAGACAGCUGCUCAGGCCCUCAGCUGGGUUUGUUACCAUCAGAAAGAAGAACAUGUUGAAGCUGUCAUGCAAGUUCUUAUUGAAUUGUUAAAAGAGAAAGAAUGGCAGGUGAGACAUGGAGGGCUUCUGGGUAUCAAAUACAUUUUUGCAGCAAGAGAUGAUCUGCAGGAGAAGUUAGUUCCCAGUGUCUUUGAACAAGUCUUUGAAUGCCUACAAGAUUCAAUGGAUGAUGUUGCUGCAGCAGCUGCAAACGCUUUGGUUCCCAUAGCAUCAAGGCUCCUCAAGGCCCUUCCUGAGCAAAUCCCUAAGCUUCUCACAACUUUGUGGGAUGCAUUGCAGUGCUUGGAUGAUCUGACUUCAGCAACUAACAGUGUGAUCACUCUUCUGUCUUCACUUUUGUCCCAUUAUGAUGCCCCAGCAGAAGGCUUACCACUGAAUGAACUUGUCAGGCGUUUGUGGCCCUUCAUGGCUCAUUCUUCAGCCAAUGUUCGAAAGGCAACCUUAGAGACUCUGAUUGUCUUGACUAGCAAGCUGCCAGAGAAGGAGGGAGCUGACUGGAUCCACACCAUUCUAUCUGAAGCAAUUUGUUUUACAUAUAUGAGAGCUCUCGUAGAAACACUCCCAUCUCUUCACAAACUAAUAUUCAAACUUUGGAGGAAUUUGAUUAAUAGAACUCGGCUUACCACCUUGGUCUCUUCAACUUGCACAAUUGUUUCUGGAUUACUGUGUCUUGCAAUGACACAAAGCCAUGUGGUGCUUGAUCUGAACCUACUGGGGCCUGAUAUGAAUGCAGUCAUGAGGUCAGUGUAUAAAGGAACUGAGUCUCUGUAUCUUGGUGGUUCUGAGAAACACCAUGAUUCUUUCAUGCACAGGAGUGAAUGUGCAAUGCAGUGCCGCCUCUUGGCUGCUCGCCUUCUUGGCCUCCUUUCAGGCGCAAUCACAAUUCCUCUAGAAGGAGUUGUAUAUCAUGAGCCACCAAGUGAGACUUAUGCUCAGAUAUUGGCCUCUCCUUUGAAUGCACGUUCUGCAUACGGACGAACCGUUGUGGCAUUGGUAACUGCUGAAUGGCUGUCUCAGUACCCAGACUCUAGUGUGCCAGAUUCACUUGUGCAAUGCUUUCACCAGUGCCUUACACAGUGUCUGUACUAUGAUGAGAUUGCUGUCAACUUCACUCGACUCCAGCAGGGAGUUAGAGACUUGGUUGCUUCUCUGCUACACCAUAAUGCCAAAAUUCCAACAGAGUACUCAGGUUCUGCAGUGCUCACCCUCCAACAAAUUGAAGAGUUUGCAAAGGUAGUUGAAAGUGGAGUAAUGAAGAGUCUGAAGGUGAAUCAAAAGAGGAGAGAUCUUCUUGAGGAUCAAAGACUCAACAUUCAAAAGCUGGCUCAGCAGACAAUAAUAGAGCAGGAGAGCUUGACUCUUCUCUGCAAUGCAUGCAUUGCUGAAGCUGUGGCAUGGACAAAAAAUCUUCCUGAGAAGCUAAACCCACUCAUUCGACCACUGAUGGAGACCAUUCGAAAGCAGUCAACAUCUCAGCUACAAAAUAGAGCUGCCUGUGCCUUGGCAAUGGUGCUCAAGUCUUGCGCCAAGAAAGACCCAUGCCCAAAUGCCAAAGUUGUCAAGAACCUCAUCACAUAUCUAUGCAGUGGUUCUGUGAUGCCCAAUCUGGAACUGCAAGAGCUACCACUUGAUCGAGAGAAGUUGGUCAAAUGUACAAAAUCAGAAGGGAUUCUCAAGCUCCUGCAACAUCAAGUCUCUGCUGAACAACCCCUCAAGAGACAAGACUCUGGAAUGGGAUCUGGUAAGCUUGGAAAAGCAGCACCUGAAUCAGAAGCCACAACAGACAGUGAUGAUUCUCAGUAUCUUCAGGUAAGAGGAGCUGAAUUGGCCAUUCGCUCACUAGCUUCAGAGUUCGGUGAGAACUUGCCAAAAGAUCUACCUCCUUUAUGGGAAGCUGCUACUGAAUUCUCUUCACUGCUGUUGUCUGAUCCAAUCACAGAUGAAAUUGCUCAUUCUCUUCUGAGAAGUUUGAGGGUCUUUGAGGUGCUUUCUGUUGCCGUCCAUGAAAAUCUGCAUGAGGAGUUAGUGAGGCUUUGCAAGGAUUUCAUGAAAUGCCUCAGCUUACCUUUCACAGCAGUCAGGCAUAUGGCAGCUCGGUGUCUCUCCACAUUUGCUUCUGUGAAAAUUGAAAGCAUAAUGAAUAUGGUACUGGAUAUUUUGCUAGAACUGCUGAAUGAUCCCAUGAAAGUGUCCAGUAGGCAGGGAGCAGUGGAAGCCAUUGCAAGCCUCAUUGAUAGAACCGGGUUAAAAUUGGUUCCAUAUGUUCCCAUUCUCAUCUUGCCAAUCCUUGGUCAGAUGAGUGAUAAUGAUGUGCCAACUAGACUCAUGUCAUCCCAAUGCUUUGCUUCUCUUGUCCAACUUAUGCCAUUCCAUGCUUCAGCUAUGAAGAACAGUGAACUCCCCAAAAGUCAAAUGCAUUCUCCUACUGCUGAUCAGAAAAAUUUCUUGGAACAGCUCUUGAAUCCUUCCUUGAUGAAGAGUGUGCCUGUGCCAAAAAUUAUCCUGGCUGAGCUGCGUAAAUAUCAACAAGAAGGCUUGAAUUGGUUGGGAUUCCUACAGCGAUACAAGCUCCAUGGAAUCUUGUGUGAUGACAUGGGAUUGGGAAAAACUCUACAAGCCAUUUGUAUCAUGGCUUCAGAAUAUGAGAAUCCAAAGACAAAGGACUCACUACCAUCACUCAUCAUAUGUCCUCCAACUGUUACUGGUCAUUGGAUAUAUGAGAUCAAGAAGUUCAUUGCAAACCAACUCCUGAAACCUUUGCAUUACAGUGGGCCUCCUACUGAACGGCAGCGACUCAGGGCCAUCUUGGAGUCGUACAAUAUUGUUGUUGCCUCAUAUGAUAUCGUCAGAAAUGAUAUCGAGUUCUUCUCUUCUAUUAAAUGGAAGUUUUGCAUCUUAGAUGAGGGGCACAUGAUCAAAAAUGGCAAGACAAAGUUGUCUAAAGCUGUGAAAAAGCUGGAUGCUGCUCAUAGACUCAUACUUUCUGGUACCCCAAUUCAAAAUAAUGUUUUAGAAUUGUGGUCUCUCUUUGAUUUCCUCAUGCCAGGCUUCCUUGGAACAGAAAAGGAAUUUACUGCUCGAUACAGCAAACCGAUUCUUCAAUCACGUGAUGCAAAAUCAUCUUCACAGGAACAGCAAGCAGGAAUUUUAGCUUUGGAAGCAUUACAUCGCCAAGUAUUGCCUUUCCUCUUACGUAGAAUCAAGCAAGAUGUCUUGGAAGAUUUACCUCCAAAAAUCACACAGGAUUAUUACUGUGAAUUGAGUCCCCUGCAGCAGAAACUAUAUGAAGAUUUUUCAAGAUCUCGAGCCCAGCAACAUUUGUGUGACACUGCGGCCUCUGACUUAUCUCAGCUUGACAAGACUGACCGUGUGCAUGUGUUUCAGGCUCUCCAAUAUUUAAAGAAAGUUUGUAACCACCCCAAAUUGGUGUUGAGUCCAGAACACCCAGAAUGGGGAUCAGUGAUAAGCAUGCUGAGAGAAACCAACUCUGACUUGGAUGAUAUCAAUCAUUCUGCCAAAUUACAGGCAUUGCGUCAACUCCUCCUGGACUGUGGCAUUGGCUGUCAAGACUCAGGGGCAGGUGAUGUCUCUGUUGUCUCUCAGCAUCGAGUCCUCAUCUUUUUCCAGCUGAAAGCAAUGCUGGACAUCGUGGAGAAGACAUUGCUCAAGAAAUGCAUGCCUGAGGUGAGCUACAUGCGGCUAGAUGGUAGCACACCCGCAGGUCAGCGACACGAUGUAGUACAUCGCUUCAAUUCAGACCCAUCCAUCGAUGUCCUCCUCCUCACAACUCAAGUUGGUGGCUUAGGACUUAAUCUGACUGGUGCAGACACCGUGAUAUUUGUGGAACAUGACUGGAACCCUAUGAAGGACCUUCAGGCCAUGGAUAGGGCUCAUCGAAUUGGACAAAAGAAAGUAGUGAAUGUGUAUCGCUUGAUAACUCGUGGGACUCUCGAAGAGAAGAUCAUGGGGCUGCAGAAAUUUAAAUUAGCAACAGCCAACACCGUGAUUACCCAGGACAAUGCAAGCCUUCAGACAAUGGGAACUGAACAGUUGCUGGAUCUCUUCACAUUCAAUGGGAGCAAGGCAGAAACAAGCAAUGACAAGGGAGAAAGCAACAGUAAAGGGGGGUUGAAAGUGGUGCUUGAGAACCUGCCUGACCUCUGGGAUGAGAGUCAGUAUGAGAAUGAAUAUAGCAUGGAGAGUUUCAUGAAAUCAUUGCAGACCAAGGCCUGA
This is a messenger RNA of Darwinula stevensoni, 5211 nucleotides long. The record is from the annotation of a GenBank genome assembly. NCBI's taxonomy places the organism in Eukaryota, Metazoa, Arthropoda, Ostracoda, Podocopida, Darwinulidae.